CUUCAAUGCAGCGAACAACGCCAUGCCACUGCAAAAGAACGAUACAUCGGGCAGCCAGAAAAUCACGUCCUUCUUCUCACGCUUCACGAUCCCUCCGGAACGCAGGCCUGACAACAAUAUCGUGGAGGACGAAAUUGUCGUCGCAUCGCCCAGCAAAUCCCCGCCGAAAUACAAUGUCAAUCCCAUUGAUGGCACAACGAACAUCACGCCCACCCCGGACUCUCCCUACCGCUCGCCUCUUGUACUCUCGCCCAAGCGACGGCUUGCCUCAGGCGUGGUGAUCUCGAGGUCUUCAUCGCCGCAAUCACCAAAUGCGAGUCCUCGCGCCGACAGGACCAAGUCCAUCUCCGCAUCGUCUCCCAAUGCCUCCGGCACAUCGAACUUGCCCUCGACGACCACCGCGACGGCUGCAGCCACCAAUGUACCUUCGUCUUUGUCAUCAAGCACGCUGCGUGCGUCCACCUCCAGUUCACGGCGAAUUGUCAAAGAUGGCGUGCAGGCAGUCGCGAACUCUGACUCCGACAUGAGUGAUGACAGCAGCGGCGAAGAGCUCGCUGAUCCGCGCACAUUCUUCGCCAAGCGACGAAAAUUGUCCCCAGAGGCCAAGGAGACUCCUGCGGUCAAGAAAUUGUCUGCUCGCGACAGGCAGAAGAGAUUCGACCAGACACGCCCGCAGUCCCCUCCGAAGAAGGUGUACAAGCACAGUUUCGCAUCGCUGAUCCGCGAAGGACAGCGGAUGAAGGAGUCUGAAGCAGCGAUUGCUAGUAUGAGACAGGCACUGGAGGAUUCCAAGAAGCGUGACGAGGAGGCCGAGCGACAAGCGAUACUGGGGCUGAACAACAAGGUCGACGCGGAAACCAUGCUGGAGUAUGCAAGCGACGAUGAAGACGGCGAGAGAAGGCUCAAGGCACUGCAGCGCGUGGAGGCAUUACAAGCGGCCGACACAUACCAUUUCUUUCUGGACACUGCACCGCUGUUCGAUGACGUCCCGUUUCCAACGGAGUGCCUACCGAACGAGCCUUGGAGCAGCCUGUACGCUACGGACACUUCCCGGGAGCAGGCCUGUAUGUCAGGCUUUGCCGCUGAGAUGGCUGCACAUUAUCCGCUGCCCAUGGCGAUAACUAAUUGGAUGGCACAGCAAUUGCUCCAUGAGCAGAAUGAGGCGUUGUGCGAGGCCUAUGUCGAGAUACUUAGAGUAUCGUGCACAUCUCACAACUCGGUAUCUGAUACCAUAGCGUCGGUGUCAUCAAUGUACAAGACUCGUUCUCUUUUUGAGAACAAAUAUACGGAGCCCGUUCAGCGCGGUGUUCCAGCGGGCCUGAAGCACGUACUGAAAGUUGCAACCUUUUGUGCGCCAGCUUCUGACAGCGUAGUGCCCGAAGCAGAACCAUCAAAGACUCUCGAGGCUUUCCUUGAUAUGUCAAUGAUGAAUCUGGAUGAACACGUGAGGAGAGACCUCGGACUGUCGCUCGCUCUGGGAAGCUGCAUCGAAGACUUGCUCGAGUCGAUCUCGGAGCAAUCUUACGAGAGACUCGUACAAGGCGCGCUCAGCAUGCUUCAUGACACUGACGAAAGUAUCACGCCUCGAUUCCGUUGCUGCCUCAUACAGUCACUGCCCAGCCGCACCAAGCGUACAUAUGACAUUCGCCGGAGGCUCGCGCUUGGAGUGCUCAUACCGUCAGAAAAUCGUGACUCAGUCACUGUUGGCGGCCGGGACUGGCUGGCCUGCAUCACCCAGACACUCCGAACCAACAAAGAGUUCGAGAUCAGAGACUCGGCCGAUUAUGAUCUCCUAGUACCGCUAGUGGAAGUCCUGGACAUCGCCAUCUCUGCUGGGUUCACCGACUACAACGUCCUACACCCUGUGCCCGAGGCAUCCGAUACCAAAGCAACAGGCAUGUUCACUCAGUUACCGAAGCUGUGUGCGGCAGCAAAAACCCACAAUUCGAAAAUAGAUGCAAUCGUUUCUGAGUUGGGGUACAUGAAGGCUAAUAUCCAACAUGAAGCCACUCAUCUUCGACGUCAAGAGCUCAAGGCCGCAAUCGACCGAUUGAUCACGCGACUGGAGACCAGCGUCCGUACGAGGCCGAAGCCCAAGAAGAGUGUUUUUGGAGAUGAACCAAAGCAGGCCCGUUUCGACAGAAGUGCUCUAAAGAAACAACACGGUGGAAGGGAUAUGGGUGUAGCGGAGCAGGUUGUUGGUGACGAUGGCACGUCAAUGACUGAUACGAUUCACGAAUUGCCUAGCAGGCCGGGAGAGAUGGAUGUUGCUGAAAAUGCAGGCCAUGGCUCAUGUUCAGAGGAGGAGUUUCACACCGCAUUUGAGAUUAGCCAACCGCCAGGUUGAUGAAGUUCGAGUUAUUCGUCAAUCGACUCGCUAAUGAAACCACUUCCCUCUGUGGAGUUCAUGACUGCUAAUGUAAUCCCGCGCCGUUCUUGGAUGCGAGCGUUGAGCGUGGAAUGAGCUGGCAGGAACUCUGUUCGUGAUUCUCAUUACACCAGCUUUUCUGUAGCCACCACGCUUUCCUAGCAACUUCAUACGCUCAUCGGUGGCCAUCGCAAUCUGCGAAAGCACAUACCCUCGAAAACCACUCCUCAGCACUCUAGCCACAACUCAGUCG
Cercospora beticola is the source of this 2621-nucleotide messenger RNA. RefSeq lists its product as uncharacterized. Lineage: Eukaryota; Fungi; Ascomycota; Dothideomycetes; Mycosphaerellales; Mycosphaerellaceae. The record is from RefSeq and is a predicted model, not a curated record.